AUGAGUGAGGAGGCUCUCUUCUUUAGCCAGGCUGCGGAAGCGAUUGUGGCGACUUCUCUCAAUGCUGCUAAUGUGGACCCAACGAUAAGAGAACUGUUAAGCCGAAUCAAGUAUUCGCUCCCCGGUUUGCCCCCAGCGCAGGCGCAAGAGAGCCAAAAUGGGGUAGCAAAUGAUGCUGGCACUGUUUUGCCCGAGACGAGAGAUGUUACUAAUGGACCUGGGGUUCUGGAGUAUUUUGCAAGCCCAAUGAGUUUAAGCAUAUCGAAUGGCAAUGGCUCGCAAACGUCACACACCGAGCACUUCAACAUUUCGCCGGGGAAUAGCAAUGCAAAAGGUUCUGGGGAAUCAACGCAGGGGGUGCGGAAUCAAAGCGAUAAGUCGGCGGAGGAGAAGAAGUACUCGUGCGCCAAGUGUAAACUGGAAUUUCGUCGAACAUCCGAUUUGAGAAGACAUGAGAGGACACAUCUGCCUGUGCUGCCCAAUAUUUGCCCGCAAUGUGGCAAAGGGUUUGCCAGAAAAGAUGCUUUGAAGAGACAUUCAAAUACUUUGACCUGCAGAAGGAACAGAAGUAAACUAUUAAGUAUCGGUGGGGACAUCAAUGACAUUCUGGAAAGAGUGCAACAAACAGGCAAUGGGACGUAG
Molecule: messenger RNA, 642 nt
Organism: Torulaspora globosa
Lineage: Eukaryota; Fungi; Ascomycota; Saccharomycetes; Saccharomycetales; Saccharomycetaceae
Gene: MET31
Product: Met31p
Exons: 1
Coding region: 1-642 (213 amino acids)
Biological process (GO): regulation of DNA-templated transcription
Molecular function (GO): DNA-binding transcription factor activity, RNA polymerase II-specific; RNA polymerase II cis-regulatory region sequence-specific DNA binding
Source: RefSeq, a predicted model, not a curated record